CAGUGCAGGUGGUCCCGGUGGUGAUGGGCACACUGGGUGCCGUGCCAAAAGAUCUCAGCCGGCAUUUGGAAACAAUAGACAUUGACAAAAUUACGAUCUGCCAACUGCAAAAGGCCACCCGACUGGGGAUCUGCACACAUCAUCCGAAAAUACAUCACACAGUCCUAGACACUUGGGAAGUGUUCGACUUGGGAUUUUGUGUUAUGAAAUCCAGCAUAUCUAUCUUCUUUGCUGUGUCAUAUUUAAUAAUAAUAAUAAUAAUAAUAAUAAUAAUAAUAAUAAUAAUAAUAAUAAUAAUACAGUAGAGUCUCACUAAUCCAAGCGUCGCUUAUCCAAGCCUCUGGAUAAUCUAAGCCAUUUUUGUAGUCAAUGUUUCCAAUAUAUUGUGAUAUUUUGGUGCUAAAUUCGUAAAUACAGUAAUUACAACAUAACAUUACUGCGUAUUGAACUACUUUUUCUGUCAAAUUUGUUGUAUAACAUGAAGUUUUGGUGCUUAAUUUGUAAAAUCAUAACCUAAUUUGAUGUUUAAUAGGCUUUUCCUUGAUCAGUCCUUAUAAUCCAAGAUAUUCGCUUAUCCAAGCUUCUGCCAGCCCGUUUAGCUUGGAUUAGUGAGACUCUACUGUAAUAAUAAUGUGAUCCAAUACAACAGCCAGCAGAAAAGGAGAGGCCUUUCGGAUAAAGAGGGAGAAGGCCAAGCGUAGCCCCGACUCCAUGUUGUCCAGAUGCUUGGGAUAUUCAAGACAAUGAUAUCCAACACUGCACAACAAGUGCCACUUGACACUGGUUUAACGGCGACGGAACGCAAGGAGUUGUAGUUUUGCAAGGUCUUCCUCUUGCCUUGCCAAACUACAACUCCCGUGAUCCCAUAGCCUUGAGCCAUUCUGGUGAAAACAGGGCCAAGCUGCAUUCGUUCCCUAAAUGAGCACCGUUGCAUGCUUUCUAAUGUGGAAAACAAGACUUCCAAGCCAUGCAAGCAAUAUCCCAGUGUCUGGUCAAGAUGAUAAACGUUAUCAAUGAGAAAUAAUAGGCAAGAUAGAAGAUACAGGAGUUUGUUUACAUAUGCAUGAGCCGACUGGGAAGGACAAGGUUGGGGCAAACGUUCCAGUUUUGGACAAGAGGAUAUUACAGUAGAGUCUCACUUAUCCAAGUCUCUGGAUUAUCCAAGCCAUUUUUGUAGUCAAAUGUUUUCAAUAUAUCGUGAUAUUUUGGGGCUAAAUUCGUAAAUACAGUAAUUACAACAUAACAUUACUGUGCAUUGAACUGCUUUUUCUGUCAAAUUUGUUGUAUCACAUGAUGUUUUGGUGCUUCAUUUGUAAAAUCAUAAUCUAAUUUGAUGUUUAAUAGGCUUUUCCUUAAUCCUUAUUGUCCAGGGUAUUCGCUUAUCCAAGCUUCUGCCGGCCCGUUUAGCUUGGAUAAAUGGAACUCUACUGUACUUUGUUGAAAAUUAGACCCCAAAAUUAUGAAUUAUGAGAAGCGGCUGCGUUGGGACAUACAGCGCACCUGAUUUGCCUUUUCUACUUUGCCUGUAAUAACUUUUCAUGAAUUUCCUCAGAAUGAUGCCUUACUUCUGACAUCAGGGAAUGAUUCCCCAAAAUAUCAGUCUUGUGGUACAGUAGAGUCUCACUUAUCCAACACUUGCUUAUCCAACAUUCUGGAUUAUCCAACACAUUUUUGUAGUCAAUGUUUUUAAUAUAUCGUGAUAUUUUGGUGCUAAAUUCAUAAAUACAGUAAUUACUACAUAGCAUUACUGCGUAUUGAACUACUUUUUCUGCCAAAUUUGUUGUAUAAUACGAUGUUUUGGUGCUUAAUUUGGAAAAUCAUAACCUGAUUUGAUGUUUAAUAGGCUUCUCCUUAAUACCUCCUUAUUAUCCAACAUAUUCGCUUAUCCAACGUUCUGCUGGCCUGUUUAUGUUGGAUAAGUGAGACUCUACUGUAUGUGGAUUAUCUUCCUCUUUCAUGUCCCCAAACCAGACUCACGAUUGCGACACCUAUUGAUAUGGCCAACACCUUAAGCACCCAUUAUUUCUCUCCAUCCAUUGUAUCAAUCGGAGCUGGGAUAUCAAGACCCAGAUUCUGGAAAGCCAGAUACACUGGGCUUCUGAACGCACGGUUUUAGCGGAGCUGAAAUCACUCAAUCAAAAGCCCAGAUAUUGGUAGACCUUCUCUCACUACGUUGAGUGGGUUUCUUGGGGAUUGCAAUCCGGCACCAAAUGGAAACCCACUCCACCAACAAUGGUUCUGCAUUUCUAUACAAUCCAAUUGGGCCUGUCCUGUUUAAUUAACACAAUAAUGUUUUAUUUCUGAAUAUACCUACAGAGCCUGGAUUGGGGCCAUCCAUUCCCCAGCAUUGCUGUAUCUAAGGCAGAGUGAUUUUCACCUGUUGCCUUUGCAAAUGUUGACCUGAUAUUAAAGGCAUAAAAGCAAAAUCAGUAGGACAAGUGAAAAAAAUGUAAAAUUGCACUUGUUCCUAAGGUUUACCUCCAAUUGUUAAAAUUGUUUGUAACUGACUACUCCUAUGCCUUUUUUGCGUAUCAAAAUGUGGAUGAUUGAGAAACAACAGAGAGAGGAAUUGCGUGGCAAAGCAAGCACUCCAUCUCCCAGCAUCCCUUACUAUUGGCUCUGCUGGGAGAUGCAGUCCACAAUUUGCAUCCAGCUCUAUGGGGCACACCUGGUGACCCAACCCAACUCAUCCCACCUUCAUGUAUAUAAACCUGGAGUAGCUCUCCAUCCAAUGAAGCAUUGUUUUGUUGGGGAAGGAAAGGCUAGAAGCAACAAGCAAUGUGCAGAUGCCGCCAAAGCAACUUCCAGCUUUGAUAGAGAUAUUUUACUGCCUUUGGAUUUUGUAAAAUAAGAGUUUUUAACUGUUUCUUUCCAGGUGCCUCCAGGUUACAGCAGCCUUUUCCCUUCCAGUGGCAUCACCGUACCGUAGACUCUUUUAGCAUCAGCACUUAAAGGAAAACGAUGAAAGACGAAAUUGCUGUCACCGUGUGUUUUAUCAUGCGCCUGGUGAAGAGGCACAACAAGCUGAGCAGGCAGCAGGUGGAGGUCUUUGCGUCCAAGCUGAUGACGGUCCUGGUUGAGAAGUACAAGAACCACUGGUAUCCUGACAACCCGUCAAAAGGACAAGCCUAUCGGUGCAUCCGGAUCAACAGAUUCUCGCCAACAGAUCCCUUACUGGUUCAGGCCUGUGCAGAGAGCUAUAUAGAUUUCAACAGCCUUGGCCUUCCAAAGGAGAUGACCAUCUGGGUCAACCCGUUCAAUGUAUCCUGCAGAUAUGGCGAGAACAACCCGCCGUUCACAGUAGCUCAGUUUGAAGCGAACGAAGAGGGUCACACCAUCUCUCAGCGCAUCCGGCAGACGGUGGACAAGGCCUCUGACUCCGGAUCGAACCCCUCUUCCGACGAGGAGCCCAAGAGCAUCCCGAUUGUUAGUAACCCCAACAGCGUCUACCAGUGCGGCGAACCCUUCCAAGCCUGGUCCCAAUACGCUCGCCGGAAAGCCCAGGCCCCCGACGGCGUCCUCCAGAAUCCUGCCGGCUCCUACUACUUUCAGUACAAGGCUUACAGGGCUUGCCGGCCGCUGGGCCCUUUCGCUGGCCCACGCGUGGACCGGUACCACUGGGUUAAUGGCAACCGGUAACGCCGGGACUGUGUCUUCCCCACUUCUUAGUGCCGCACGGAGUGAAGCCGUCUCCGCACCACCGACCCCACGGAGGCCGGGAAACCCCCCGAAGAGGAGCCCCUUCCGGCACUUCACUCCUGCGGACACGGACCUCGCUUCUUCUGUCCGCCGUUCCCCUUUUAUAUCCGUCUUUCCUUUUGUCUUUGUGGCCUUUUAAAAAUAUCCACUUGGCGAGGACACAUUUUUAAAGAAAGGAUGUUUUAAAUGUGUGUUUACGACGAAAAUUAAAGAUUGCACUUCACUAUGGAGAACGUAAAAAGGAAACCGAAUGACUAAUAAAAUGUGAGUUUUUAAAAACAACCGUCUCGGCUUCUUGAUCAAGGGAAGAAAUAACCAAAACAACAGCUCUUAACAUAGCAUCGGAGUGUGGAGGGGAGAUAAUACAUUUCACAAUAUGGAUUCUAUUAGUGGUAUUUUGCCAGAUCUUUAUUUGUCAACUGCUUAGGAAAAUGCAAGUUGUGCUACAAGGGUUCAUAAAUACCAUUGUCACAUUUUCAUCUAAUUUGACAUUACUACUGACCGAGAGGUCAUGAGUUCGAAGCCCGGGUCAGAGUAAGCUCCCGACCUUUAAUAGUCUUGCUGUUAACCUAUGCAGCUCUAAAGACAGUUGCAUCUGUUGAGUAGGAAAUUUAGGUACCGCUUUAUGCGAGGAGGCUAAUUUAACAAAUUUACGACACCAUAAAAACUUCCAGCAGCAUGCAGAAAGGAAUGAGGAAGUACUCCAUCAAGGACUCGUGUGGUCGGAAUCGAGCAUACCCUCAUGAAGUCAAUGGGACCCCAACCCACUUUACUUCAUAGCCGGAAGGGAAAACACUUGCACCCGGUUUCUUCAAUCUCAGAUUUCCAAAUAAAGAUGAGUUAGGAAUUGCAUGUCACUCCAGACAUUGCUGGACUGAAGAUCCCAGCAUCCCCUAACCAACAUGGCCAAGGAUGAGGCAUGCUGUAGUCUGCAUAUCUCUGCAUUACAAUCAAUCUAGAUUUAUUAAAAGCGAAUGAGAGCCAACAUCCAUCCGGCUUUCUCCCUGGACAAUAUUAUUACAUGAAGUGACAUUUUGCCUGAUUCUGUUUCAGAAUUGUCACACAUACCUUACGCCGAUGAGAGGCCUCAGGAAUCUCAAGACGACGAUGCCGUAUUGAUAGAUGACAAAUUCUUUUGCGGAAAGGCUUGAUGGGACCAGAGGCACAAGACUCUCCCCAGAUUUUGGAAUCAUUUGAAAGUCCAUUAUAUCCCGGAAAGAAGUGCCCUUAUCUGUAGAAAAACGACACUUUGAGUGCAUCUACUCUGUAGAUUUUGGGUAGUUUGAUGCCUCUGUGACAAUAAAUAUUAGUUGAGAAGUUUGUGACAGAUAAUAUGGGGAGAUUUUGGACACAAAGAAUACAUUAGCUGAAUAUAUCAUAGCCAAUAUUGCAAAGGUCCAGUUCUAUCUAAUGCAGUUGCAUUUGAGUCCUUUCACAAAGAACUUGUCCAUGGUGCUGAAUUCAAAUUCUUGCAUAUUAGAAAAUGACCACAAAUGGAAAGCGGUGGUUACCAUAUUCUUCGUGUUGGUUAUCUAGAAGUCCAGCUGCUGAGGCACACUUUCGGAUCUGGCAAUUGACUUCAUUCAGAAGAGCAAGGAUUUGGGAAGAUGGCUUUCCGUCGGCUUCGCUCCCAUCUGCACAAAAUAGAACAAAGGGAAAAUGCUAGUGGAUUUAUUGGCUUUGUUUAGUUACUUAGUCAAGGCCUGUGUUAGGAUGAGUUUUGGUAUGCAUGCAAGUAUUUAAUCUGUUGGAAAACUCAGGUGCAAGGUCAGAUAAUAAGACAAGAUUUUUGGAAAAUCUUACCAGACAGGAGUGGUCUGAACCGAGGGUUCAAGAGGAAGAGCCGCAACAUCACCAGAAGUUCGGUCUGCUUCAGGAUCUUGACAUCUGUGAGGGAACAGCAUUCAUCUGAUAUUACUUUCCUCCAAGGUGAAGAAUCACAAAGGCACUAAUAUUGCACCCAUUCUACUUGUGUGAACCCAUAGGUAUAAUGAAAGAGAUGAGUAAGAGUCCACCGUAAGCUGUUUCCUUAACUCAUAACUGAGGAACUUCGAGUUCUUCUAACAUUUUGGGAUCAAAGCUCCCAUAGUAUUGCUGACCAUGUUGGUUCGGCAAGGCUUUUGGGCACAGAAGUCCCAAAGAUCUGGACAUGCAAAGCUGACUAAUAAUAAUAAUAAUAAUAAUAAUAAUAAUAAUAACAACAACAACAACUUUAUUUUUAUACCCCUCCCCAUCUCCCCGAAGGGACUCGGGGCGGCUUACAUGGGGCCUUGCCCGAUAAAACAAUCAAAUAUCAAAACACAGCAAUAAAACAGUUAUGCAAUCAAAACAUCAAUUACAGUAAAAACAAUCGUUAAAAUCAACAUAAAACAUACGAUGUUAACACUGGAGACUAAUUCAUAGAACCCAGGCAAAGUGCAACAUGUGCCGAAAUGGGCCGAAAUGGGGAAGGUAAUUCCCUAUCAUUACCUUUGUCGCACCUCAGAUUAGCUUCACCUUGCUGAAUGCACCAAACUGCACACAGGUUGAAGUCGUUUUAAUUUAUUAGAAAAUAGAAGCUAAAAAGUUCUUUAAAAACAAAAGUAAAGUUCCAAAAGAUCGUUACAAAAUAAAUCCUUAGAGCACAAUUCAAGAAAUCACCAGAAAUAAACCAAGUCCCAAUAAAGCAUGACAAAGUCCCAAGAACAUGAAAACAAGAGCUGCAAGAUAAUCCAGGAAAAUGAGAGCUUGCUUCUUGGUUGAACGAAAAGUUGCUUUGACAAAGAUUUGUCUCCAAACACAUUGCUUUAAUACCCUUUGCAAAACAUGAAAGCAUUUCUCUGGCCUCUAACCUCCCUUUUGUUUGCAAUUCUCACACUCCUCCGAACCCUGAAUUCCAAAUGGUCAGCUCGAUCUAGGGAAACUGUUUUGUCAAGGUCAGCCUGCUCGUUAGUUUGCUGAGCCUCGUUAUCAGACUGAGAACUGUCCUCCUUUUCCAAGUCAAUUUGCACCUGGCUAGUUUCAGUAUCAUCAACAUCAUUCCUUGCUGUGGGAAAAUGAACUUGCACUCUCUGUUCCUCAUCUUCUACAACAGGGACAUUUUGAACCUGAUUGUGAACCUGAAUCCCAUCAUCCUCAUCAGAGUCAAUCUGAGGUUCCAGCUGAGUCACAACAACCUUCACCUCUGAAUCAUUUCAUCCCAAUCCGGCUAAAUUUAUGGAAAUUAUAUUUCCUGUUCCGGUAAAGAAACUUGGUUGGUUUAGGAGAGCUUCUCAAAAUGGAAUGGUGCAUCGAGGAAAAGUCUGCAUGGGAUCAUGGAUUUGGAAGUGGUCCAAAGAGGAUCCAAGUGCAGAAAUUUAAACCUCAUACCAUCGAAAACAUCUCCCUAAAGUAUAGUCACUCUAUUACAUCAUCUGCCAUCAUGGAGUAUCACCUUGUAGACUCAAAGUAUCAACAGAAGACAUAGGGACCAUGAAUCAAUGUUUGAUGAGAAGCCAAGAAGCCCAUCUUAGCUCUCUAUUAAGUGUCAAUCAAGACCUACAUUCAGUCAAGAGAGAGAAGACUUUGUCCUCCUCAACCAGGUUGGGUUGCUGUCGUUCUUGUGGAGAUCCAGAAGCUGGAGGACCUCCGUCCUGUGGAUGGGAGCGUCUCCUUCUUUCUUUCUCCAUCCUCUCUCUACGUUUGUGCAUCUCUUGCUGGAAAACCUUGUCUAAGAAAGUCACAGUCUCGUCAUGUUCUCUCAGCAGGUUCUACCAAGGAGGAGAUGUAGGGUCAACAUCUGGACCUCAUCUAUGUUCCCUUCUAAGGAUUUCCUUAGCUCUUGGUCACCUUCCUCACCUGUUUUGACCAUUUCUUGAGUUCUCCUUUUUCCAACUGAUCUUGGAGUCUUGCUUUCUCCUCUGAUAUCUGGCCCCUGUACGUUUCCUCCAGCUCGACCAACCAGGUUUGUUGGAAACUCUGCCAUCUCUCCUUUCCUUCUCGCUUAUGAUCUUUUUCUAACAGGGGCCUUUCACUCUGCAUGGGGAGACAAGGCAUUCUGGUUAGUUUAUUAUAAAAGUCAGUGCAAAGUAUGAGUGCAAAGGAAUGCCAAAUGCUGUAUAUUUCAGAGGUAAGAAGGAAACCUCUUGCCAUCCUACCUGGAGAUCAUUGGGAUUCUUUGAACGACCUUCUUGUGUUCUGGGGCUCUUUAGGGAAGUUCUCAGAUUCUCCUCCAGCUCCUUCGUUUUGCGUUGCCUGAACUCUUGAAGUUCUCUGACCAUUUGGUCUGCCUCUUCCAGAUGCUAUAGGUCCAAGUCCAGAUUGGAAGAGAUAGAAAGGAGUGUAAGGAAGAUGAAGUAUGAAAAAGAAGGCAUGGAUACCUAAAGUAGGGCUGAAAGGCUUCACAUUCUACAGUUGGUCUUCCAUAUUGGCAGAUUUAACCUUGGUAGAUUUGAGUAUUUAUGCACUUAUGUUCUCUCUAGGAAUCUCUAGGUGUUCUAGUGCGUCUGACCAUAAAGUCAUGUUGGAGGACCCAGAGCAGUGGUGCCUAACCAUUGGUCCUCCAGGUGUUUUGGACAUCAGCUUCCAGAAUUCCUUCCCAUUGGAAAAGCCCAUGGCUUCUGGGAAUUGGAGUCCAAACACAUGGAAGACUAAAGAUUGGACACCACUGAGAUUCCUUAGGAGAAGACUUUUGGGCAUUUUUAGCUCUUCCCAUGUGAUUCUAUGGUCAAGUUCAGCAUCAAUAAGGCCAGAACUCUACAAAUGCUUCCAGGUUUCAUCAGGAUCUCCAGCUUCUUCUGAACUAUGAAUGGAACUGCUAGAAAUUGGAUCUACUCUAGCUUGGAAAAACUGGUCCUUCCCUUAACUCAGUGGUUCUCAGACUGUGGGUCCCCAGAUGUUUUGGCCUUCAAUUCCCAGUAAUCCUAACAGUUGGUAAACUGGCUGAGAUUUCUGGGAGUUGUAGGCCAAAACACUUGGGGAUCCACAGGUUGAGAACCACUGCCUUAACUGGACAUGACCUGGGCCCAUAACCACUUGAUUAAUUUGUAUCUGGAGCUACCUGGUCUGAAGAAUGAGCUUUCAGUUUCUGGACCAUCUCCUGAAACUGCCUCUCUCUCAACUGGAGCAUCUGGGACGCUUGCAGCAACUGAAGCACAGAGUAGACAUAGUCCUUCUUCUCCUUCAACAGGUGGACAACUGCUUUUGUAUUUUGAUCCACCAAUGGGUCCUGGGACACAAGAAAGCCAGGGUUCAAAACGGCAGCCUUCUGAGACCUCUGUAAUAUCUAUAAGGCCACAAAUGUCCUUACAUCCAGGGCCAAGUCUUCCACGGAGCUCCCAUCGCCUUGAGUCUUUAGUCCGGUUUCCUGGAGCUCAAGGUUGGCUUCCAACACCAGAACGGCUUGCCUCAAGUGCCGGCGACUCAGAAGGAAACACACAAUGAAAUGGGCAGAGAGGCUUGUGUUGGGUUUCAUGGCUUCCAAGACGAUUUCUGUUUCUUUGGCUUCCAACUACACAUGGAAAAAGAGAAAAAUACAAGGAUUUUAGAAAUCAAUCCAUUUCCUGGAUGGAUUUACACCAGGAAUCCCAUCUUCCCCAGUCUGAAGACACAUGUAUUUUAGAGUUGGAGGAAUUGACACAAGAUGGCCCAUAAUGGAUAAGGGAAAGCUUAUAUGGAAAGGCAGUGUGGUAUAGCAGUGAGAGAAACUAGACAUUGCAAGCUCCUCAUGAAUCCCAGGGAUUGGGAGAACUAUGUAUCCCGCUGUAUUAACUCCUGUUUUAUUGUUUUACUGUGUUUUAUUUUUUGUAUAUUGUGCAAUGUAUUUAUGCUGUUGUUUUUGUAAAUUAUGCUGGUCGGGCCGCCCCGAGUCCCCGUGGGGAGAUGGUGGUGGGGUAUAAAUAAAGUUUUAUUAUUAUUAA
This is a messenger RNA of Anolis carolinensis (green anole), 9575 nucleotides long. RefSeq names its product maternal B9.10 protein. The record is from RefSeq and is a predicted model, not a curated record. NCBI's taxonomy places the organism in Eukaryota, Metazoa, Chordata, Lepidosauria, Squamata, Anolidae. Gene Ontology annotation, biological process: negative regulation of cell population proliferation; negative regulation of mitotic cell cycle. The transcript has 5 exons. The coding region runs from base 2962 to 3639 and encodes 225 amino acids. Gene Ontology annotation, cellular component: nucleus; cytoplasm.